Molecule: messenger RNA, 1381 nt
Organism: Planococcus citri (citrus mealybug)
Lineage: Eukaryota; Metazoa; Arthropoda; Insecta; Hemiptera; Pseudococcidae
Product: PHD finger protein 7-like
Exons: 7
Coding region: 84-968 (294 amino acids)
Cellular component (GO): nucleus
Source: RefSeq, a predicted model, not a curated record
CCUCGCAUCGAAGUAGGUACAAGUACGCCUAAUGGCGAAUUGAUUAUUUUUUUUCAAAGGCAUGGUAAAGUUGUAGCAUAGUGAUGAAGAAAAUUUGCGUGUUUUGUGGAACGUCGUCACUCGACGACGAAUUAGGACCUUUUUAUCAAAUAUUCGGCAAAUAUUUUCAUUCGAAUUGUUUGGUGUUUAGCUCAGAUAUCAGACAAAGUAGAGACAAAACCAUCGGCUUGCAUGGUUUCGACCCGGAUAACAUCCAGACCGCUGUGAAUUACGGACAAGAACGAAAGUGCAUUUUCUGUUCCGAAAAAGGAGCAACUAUAAGAUGCGAAGGUGGUAAAAAAUCGCAUUGUGGUAUUAGUUUCCACUUACCAUGUGCUUUAGAUUCGGAAACCACCGUACACGUGUAUUAUAAAAAAUUCGACUCAUAUUGCUCCGAACAUAAUCCAUUCAAAUGUAUCUACUGUCGCAAACCUGUGACUGGGAUUAAUUUCGUUACUGACUGCUGCAAGCGAAUUUACAGCCACGAAGAAUGUCUAAAAGAAAACGUAAUGGAUGCUGAAGCACUAUCGAAAUGCCCGCUCUGCUUAAAUGAUUUCAACGAAGCCACCCAAGAGAUAGAAUUGAAAUGCGCUGCUGAAAUUUGCAAAUGUCCUAGAGGACGUUUACACCACGAGCAAGAUACUGAAUUCGAACUCGUUCCAUGUGCCAACUGUGGAUCCGAUGGUAUUCAUCAAAUUUGUGGUCGGAUCCGAGGAACUGAUGACUGGAUUUGCAAAUCAUGCGAUCCAAGAUCCGAUGAUCUACACGUUAAAAGUAAAGAUGGGAGAAAGAUUCGGAAGAGAGCAGCCAACAUCUUCAUGGGAAUAAAAAUAUGGUUCCAGAAGAAGAUGUGCAUUCUUCGAAUCAAGAAAAUCCAGAUGCUAUUCCGAAAAGUUCGUCAUUUCCUAAUUAACAUGAUAUGUUUUUGAAGAUUUUAAAACUUCGUUAUUGUUUUUGUUAUUUCGUAUGAGAAACUAAGUUCUUGACAUAUCCAUCCUUUUUGUUGACCUAUCUUUUAAUUUGCACGUAACAUUUGUACAAUUCUUUCAUUCUUGAGUUAUAUUUGAAUCGAUUUUCUUGAAAUGCGUUGUAUCUAUUGUAACUAUUCAAUUAUUUAUUAUAGUUCACGAAAAAAUUUGUUAAAUAAUCAUUAAGUAUUCGUAUUUGUAAUUAGACAAUAAGUUCUUUUUAUUUAUUCUUUCGCGAUUGUUUUUAUUUUGAGGUGUUAAUUUUUAUGUACAUAAUGUAUUGAGUUUGUAAUUUAUUAGUGUAAUGAAUGUGACUUUAAUUUUAUUGUAAAUAGGCGUGUAAUUAUGAUUUUAUUUAAAUAGGUACGAAUCAA